AUGAUCAAGAUACUACUAACAAUUCUGAUUUCAUUCGCUUGCUUGACUUUCGCCUCUGUCCCGGUUUACACAUUUGAAACAGGAGCAGAUGCAAAGCUUGCGAUUGGAGGUUCGAAUGAACUCAAGAGAACUCUCGAAGCUCACCAACCUAUUCAAGUUUAUCGAAUUUGUGUUGGGAAAAAGAAGACAAAUUGUGGCUAUUGGGAGAAUACAGAGGUUAGUUAGUCUAACUAAUUAGCCUAACAUUUUUGGAUGCUUUUUAGACCAAGAAAAAAGUCGCAAACGCUCCAGUCACAGUAAACAAGGGCGACGGAAAUCUGAUUCUUAAAAAUGUCACAGAAGCUGAUAGUGGAAGUUACUACAAUGGCGAAGUCUAUUUAUCAGUUCAAGUUUUUCCACCAAUUACUGAUUGA
Messenger RNA from Caenorhabditis angaria, 413 nucleotides. NCBI's taxonomy places the organism in Eukaryota, Metazoa, Nematoda, Chromadorea, Rhabditida, Rhabditidae. The record is from the annotation of a GenBank genome assembly.